AUGCCCCUGAGAUCGGCAACCCCCCCGCUGCUGGUGCCUUACAUGACCCUCCAGUCGGCACCCGACAAGUCCUCUGACCACUUUUGUCUCCUUCCCAACGAGGUGAUUCUCCGCAUAUUCUCCUACCUCGACCCCGAUCAGCUGAUUGCGUGUGGCCAGGUGUGUCGGCGGUGGCACCACCUCUCCUCGGAUUGGCACCUCUGGGAGGCCAAGCUCUUUGAGACCCAGUGGUGCACCAUUGUUUGUCCGGAGCCCCCUCCUCGGGAUAUGCCCAUCCCCCUACCCAAAAACCCCCUGCGCGAUCCCUCUUCCAUCCACCCGCGGGCGGUCUACCGCUUCUUGAGUCAGUACAUCCCCAAAUGCGACGGAGGCGCGGGAACAGAGGGGACAGACCCUUCAACAUCACCCGACGCCGAACCGCUCGAUCCGCCUUCUCCGCGCACCCACACCAACCAGCUCUCCAACAUUGUGAAUGCCAUCAUCUACCACGUCCGGGAGCUCCUUUCUUCGCGUCAUUCAAACCCCUCUGGCUCCUCGGCCACCGGCGCCUCCGCAAACCGACCGAGGUUCGCGCUUUUCGGCCCGGGACUGGAUCACCGGUACACCAGUCGUCUCUUCUGGAAGAUGGUCGACACGCGUACGCGGUCCUUCGAACCCAUCAACGUUUUCACGGGUCACAUGGGCUUCGAGUCGGGUAUUACGCUGCGUCUGUUUGCGCAGGCGCAGAGAGCCGUCAUGGAUGGUUCCACUCGGUGUUCUGCCUCAAGAAAGGUUUCGUGUGAUUCCGCGGCUGCGUCGGCGAAGACCUCUACCAGUCGAUUCGCGUCGUGCCUCUCCGCGCCCUCCACCCCUCCGUCGCGCUCCCCUGUUCCGGUAGUCCAGCACUCCACCGAGUACCCAUGUCAGUGCCACCAACAUGAGGACUUCACCUUCGAUCUUUCCUACCUCUACUCCCUGCCACCGCACCUAAAACACGUCUUCAACGACCAGUACACGCGUCUCCGUGUUAGCAGACUGUUUUUUCACAACGAGGACGAAGCAGGGGCUGACGCCGUUUCCGUCCAACGUGACCACUCCAGCGAGUUGGAUGACUUCCUGUCGCAAUUGGUGGUCACCAAUGAGAUGCGGGAGUUGUGCCGCAAGCUGGACGGCAUCAUCUACGCCAUUGACGCCCGAGAAUCGGCCGACCAGUUGGUGCUUCUGUACCACGAAUUGAGGGCUGUGCUGCGCGCCUUCCCUGAGCGAACUGCCCGUCGGAUUCCCAUUGUUGUGCUUUACAUCAUGCCCAAAGAGGACAUCAAGUUCGAGAGGAAGCAGAAGCUUGUUGUCAAACCCGAGCUGGUGAAUCGUGAUAGUUACAGCGGCGCGGAGUACACGGCUGCCUGGCACGACUCCGUCCUGCUGGUCAUCUCGGUGUUGAAGCUCUUCGAACUGCCGAAUCCCUGGAGACUGCAGAAGUGCUCGAGCAACGACAUCAAAACUCUCAUCCAGAGCCUCAUGUGGCUCAACCUGAAGUACCUUCGACCUGUCGCUGUGACACUGACAGGCGCAUAG
Molecule: messenger RNA, 1554 nt
Organism: Mesocestoides corti
Lineage: Eukaryota; Metazoa; Platyhelminthes; Cestoda; Cyclophyllidea; Mesocestoididae
Source: the annotation of a GenBank genome assembly